UUUCAAAAGCGGUGGAGCGAUUACUGGUGGGAAGGUUAGUUGAUUUUCGAGUUUCGUUGGAGGAACAUCGCAGAAUGAGGUUGAUACUUGCAGUUUUGGCCGUUUUCGGUCUUGCCAGCGGUGAGCUGAUUCCAGAUGCCCGGUUGAUCGGCGGAACUAACGCCGUCUGGGGACAGUUCCCGGCAACGGUCUCCAUCAACACUCCGUUCCAUCUGCACUGCGGAGGAGUGAUCCUGCAUCCAUCCCACGUGCUAACCUCGGCCCAGUGUGUCUUGAACAACCAGAACCGCCUCAUUGAUCCCUACUGGCUGACCAUCGUGGCCGGAGAUGUGGCGCUGGCCCCGGUUGGAGCCCGCCGUCAAACUCGCCGCGUCUCGCAGAUCUUUGUCCACCCGGAGUUCAACGUGUUCACCCGCGAACAUGACUUGGCCGUUCUGCGCCUCGACCGUCCCUUCGAAACCCCGUCCAACACCCUGGACUGGGCCCGGCGCCGAACCCGAGUAACCCCUCCAGGCGAGCAGUGCCAAUUCGCCGGCUGGGGAGCGGCUUCUAACGCUGCUAACGCUCCGGUGAACGUCCUUCAACGCUUCCUGCCGAUGAACAUCAACGAUCGUGACCUGUGCAACCAGGCGACGAUGCACGCCGGCCGCGUUCGCGACGGGAUGAUCUGCGCUGGCAACACGGCCGCGUCGAACAAUGCAGCGCCGUGCAACGGAAAUCUGGGAACCGGGCUGUUCUGCAACCGAGAGUUGGUGGGAAUUCUGUCGUUCGGGGUCAACUGUGGCGUGGCGAACAAUCCGCCGGUGUUUACGCAGGUGCGUAACUACAACCGGUGGAUCGAUCAGCAGUUUGGGCGGACCGAUGGGCUGCCGCCGAACUGGACGCCGGGACAUUUGUAAACGGGGGAAGUUGUUGGUUAAUCCAAUAAAUAUUUUGAGAUGAAAUCUGA
Messenger RNA from Culex quinquefasciatus (southern house mosquito), 949 nucleotides. Its product is annotated as transmembrane protease serine 11D. Gene Ontology annotation, molecular function: serine-type endopeptidase activity. Gene Ontology annotation, biological process: proteolysis. The record is from RefSeq and is a predicted model, not a curated record. The transcript is spliced from 2 exons. Bases 75 to 899 code for a protein of 274 amino acids. NCBI's taxonomy places the organism in Eukaryota, Metazoa, Arthropoda, Insecta, Diptera, Culicidae.